UAAAAUAACUUACGUACUCACAUAACAUAACUAUAUAUUUACGGGCAAGCAUCACCAAUAUUAGCAAUGCAAGAAAUUAACAUUAAGGGUAUAUAGGAUGAUGAUUGGUAUACACUUUAGUUCAACACAUUGUAUAUUACAUUUAUUAAAAAAUUAUUAUUUUUUCGUUUAAAAUUAAAAAUAAACAAAUUUAAAGAUAUAAUUAUGUACAUAUGAUGCAGAAACUGACUGGGUCAGCUAUAUUUAUAUAAUAUUUUAAAGGAAAAUGAUUGACUAAAAAAUAAUGAUUUUUUAAUGAGUGUGUUGCAAUGUGUUAAACCGGAGUGUGUAUUAAUCAUUGUCUUAUUUUUAAGGAUUGAAUCGAAAAUAUGUAAAAAAAGUGUUGAAUUGAAUAUGUGUCAAUAAUUUUUCAUAUAUAUAUAUAUAUGUGGAUGCCAAUAGAGAUUAAGACCACAAUAAAUUUUGGUUUUUGGAAAAUACUUAUUUCUGUGAUGAAUGUAUAAGUAACUGUUUAGUAAUUUACUUAAGAUACAUCAAAAACCAUUCAACUUUAUAAUUAAGAUUAAUUAGGUUCCAAAAUAACUCCUAGGAAAUAGUUCAAAAUAAUUUUAAUCUCUAAUUUACACUCAUCAAAACAUAAACUUGUUAGAGGACUGGAGACAAACAAUACUUGCAUGUGAAGAAGAACAUACGCAUGCACGAGUACUACUUACUUAUGAUGAGGUUGUUAAUUGAAUGGCCAAAACAAAGAAUAGCACAUAUAUGUAAAACUGGUAUGAAGAGGCGCUCCACUAUCAUGAUUCAUGAUCAUAAGCUUUUCUUUUCCAUGCGAACUCAAUAUACAACAGGCCUUUAAGAGUUUAAGUAGUAUUAUGGCUACUUUCUGCCCCAAAAUCUUAGAGAAAUAUCCCUUGCAAACACACACAUACAAUUCAAUUAUUGGUGGACAAUACAAGACGCACAUGCACACACAUAUUAUCUCCAUAAUUUAGGAUCACUUGAAAUUAAACUUCAAAAAAGAACAGAAGAAUACAGGGCCAGUAUAUAUUAUGUUGAUAAAAAUAAGUAUUAGACUAUUAGCCCUAUUAUUUCUUCACACACAUCAUAUAUAUUUGUACGUAUGAAUUUUGUGUAAUUGUCUGUUUUGUUUCCAUGUUCUCUCCAACUUAAUUAUGUAAACAUACAGAAUUUUCCUUUGGAAAAUUUACUUAUAUGUAUAUAUCGUCACAAGAUUACACCAACAGUAAACAAUAUCACUUGAGUCGUUUCCUCUCAUUAAUUUGUUAAUUUUUGCAUUAGUUUGACAUUUUCAACAUGUAUAAUCCUUAUAAUCUUGUUACACAUAUACGUUUAAGAAACAACAUUUUUGUUUAUAAGUAUAUGUAUCAUUGUUGUAGAGAUAUAUGCAAAAAUAAAGAAAUGAAAUAGCUAGAACUCGGAGAAAUUAACAAGAGCUAAAUAUAAAACACAAAAACUAACAAACUUAAUUAUAAAAGAACACAGCUUCA
Messenger RNA from Rubroshorea leprosula, 1508 nucleotides. The record is from the annotation of a GenBank genome assembly. NCBI's taxonomy places the organism in Eukaryota, Viridiplantae, Streptophyta, Magnoliopsida, Malvales, Dipterocarpaceae.